GGUCAGUAUUAACAUACUGUAUUCAGCAGAUCGUGUGGCAGGUUGUCCGGCAGGGCGCUUACCGAGUGAGCAAGAAAAAGCGGGCUGCUGGUGGCAGGGAGCAAAGGAAGGAAACGUGAGGAAUGGCUGAAAGCUGACUGUGUUUUUCUACAGGAAACAAAUCAGGAGAGGGAAACGAUAGCUAAAAUAAGUCACCAAGUGUUUCCCAUUUCGGUUGGAGAAUUGUAUUGAGUCUUCUUAUUUUGUCCACGCACGGAUCCGCCUGGUUUUCUGAUUUAAUGGGACAACGAAAACGGAAAAAGCAAAAGGUGCCAAUUUUGUCGUCUGUGUGGAUGGUUGCUACUUAUUUUUAUGGGACCAACACUCCACACGGGAUGAAUAGGAACAGGAGGACACUUAGUGCAAGGUAAACCGCAUUGUUUGAGUAAAGAAAAUGUCCCAGAUUUGACAGGGGUAGUUAAGGAUAUAUGUUUGGUGGGACUGAUGCAUUAACAUGUUAUAUCCUUGAAGUGGUCGACUACCUAUCAACAAGAAUACGCAUUCAAGCUUCUUGGACAAGCCAUCACAACAGAGCAGUCACACGAAAAGUGGCCUACAUGUCCUUAUAAGAGAAACACGUAAAGCCAUUUUGCUCAGUCUGAACAGAAGAAGAACAUGCGCGUGUUUGUCAUCUGGAUAUUUUUGCGGUUGUUUUCACUACGGAAUGGUGCGGCUGGUCAAGGACAAUCCACUCCGGCUAUUUGUUCGUCCUCAUGCAGCUGCGACGAGGACGGAGGCGCCGAUUGCUCUGGGAAAGGUCUGACCACAGUCCCGACUGGUCUAAGCGCCUUCACCUACUAUCUUGACAUCAGCAUGAACAACAUCACAGAGCUCCCGGCAUUUGUCUUCAAGAACUUCCCCUAUCUAGAAGAACUACGACUGGCAGGAAAUGACCUCUCAUUCAUCCACCCUGACGCUCUGUCUGGACUACAUCAGCUCAAAGUCCUGAUGUUGCAGAAUAACCAGCUGAAGACUGUUCCAAGUACAGCUAUAAAGAACCUCUACUCUCUACAGUCUCUACGUCUGGAUGCCAACCACAUCACGACGGUGCCUGAGGAUAGCUUUGAGGGCCUGCAGCAGCUCCGCCACCUCUGGCUGGAUGACAACAGCCUGACUGAGGUCCCAGUGGGCCCCAUGAGACACCAGGCUAACCUGCAGGCUCUCACCCUGGCACUCAACCGCAUCACCCACAUCCCCGACAAUGCCUUUGCCAACCUCUCCAGUCUGGUGGUGCUGCAUCUGCAUAAUAACAGAAUUAAGGAGAUUGGGGAGAGCUGCUUCACAGGGCUAGAGAACCUAGAGACGCUGGAUCUUAACUUCAACAACCUGAUGACCUUCCCAGAAGCAAUCCAGUCACUGCCCAAACUGAAGGAGCUUGGAUUUCACAGCAACGACAUAGCAGCCAUACCUGAGGGAGCCUUCCACAAGAACCCUUUGCUCCGCACCAUCCACCUGUAUGACAACCCCCUGUCCUUUGUGGGAACGUCAGCCUUCCAGAACCUGUCUGACCUGCACUCCCUGAUGCUACGUGGAGCCAGUAUGAUGCAGGAGUUUCCCUGUCUCAUUGGGACUAACAACCUGGAGAGUCUCACUUUGACAGGCACAAAGAUUGCCGCAAUACCGGUUGAGCUCUGUGAGGAUCUCAAGGUGCUGCGGACUCUAGACCUGUCCUACAAUGAGAUUGAGGAGCUGCCUUCCUUCCAGGGCUGUCUAAAGCUGCAGGAAAUAAGCCUGCAGCACAACCACAUCCAGCAAAUCGACAGGGACACAUUCCAGGGUCUGUCUGCCCUGCGCUUGCUGGACCUGAGUAGAAAUGAAAUGAAAACCAUCCACAGAGAUGCUUUCCUCUAUUUGACGGUGCUAACAAACCUAGACCUGAGUUUAAACUCGCUGACCAGCAUUCCAACAACUGGACUGAGUUCCCUGAACCAACUGAAACUCACAGGAAACCUGCAGAUGAAAAAUGUAUUUACUGCAAAGAGCCUCCCCAAACUCAGGUCAGUAUCAGUUCCCUAUGCUUACCAGUGCUGUGCAUUUGUGGGAUGUGAUUCUUCAACAUCUUCCACUGAUGAGGAGAACAUCAAGAAGGGUACAGGUGGAGAAGAUGUGGAGAGGAUAUCGAUGGUAAUGCACUGCUCUCCCUCUCCAGGAGCCUUCAAGCCCUGUGAGCACCUCCUGGGCAGCUGGAUGAUCCGUCUGACUGUGUGGUUCAUCUGCCUGGUGGCCUUGAUCUUCAACACUCUGGUGCUGGCAGCCACCUUCUCCCGCCGGGCCUUGGCCCUCUCCCCUGCCAGGCUGCUGGUUGGCCUCCUGGCCCUCACCAACCUGCUCACUGGGGUCUAUGUGGGGGUGCUCACUGUCCUGGAUGCUGCCACCUGGGGCUCCUUCGCUGAGUUUGGGGUCUGGUGGGAGACGGGGGUGGGCUGCCGGGCAACAGGGGCCCUGGCGGUGUUCUCAUCAGAGUGGGCGGUGCUGCUGUUGCCUCUGGCGUCUGUGGAGCGCAGUGUGGCGGUGAGGGGGCUCCUGGGGAAGGCCAUCUCACCCAGGAGGAGCAGCAAUAGGGGGGUCGGGGACCGACGCUUCGCCCUGGCGGCUGCUCUCCUGGGACUCCUGGCGGCUGCAGCCGCCUGUCUGCCCCUCUUCAGUACCAGCGACCCUUCAGCCUCCCCUCUCUGUUUACCCUUCUCUGGCGGUGAGGGCCCUGCACUGGGGGUCACUGUGGCCCUGGUGCUGCUCAACGCUCUGGCCUACCUGUUCACAGCAGCAGUGUACACCCAGCUGUACUGUGGCUUGGGCAGGGUAGAGCUGGCAGACCAGGAGCAGGCAGGGGCCGUACGCCAUGUGGCAUGGCUCAUAUUCACCAACUGCAUCUUCUUCUGCCCUGUGGCAGCCUUCUCCUUUGCCCCUCUACUGGCUAGGUCUGGCACCGUGGGGGGCCCUGAGAUCGCCAAGUCUAUCACGCUCAUCUUCUUCCCCCUACCGGCAUGCCUUAACCCCGUGCUCUACGUUUUCUUCAGCCCCGCCUUCCGGGAGGACUGGCUGCGGCUGCGGGGCCAUGGAGCUGUGGCCCGGGGGGUGAAGGCUGGGCAGUGUGCAGGGGGCUCUGGGGUUGUGGAUGUGGACGGGGACUCCUCCACACAGCUGGGCUAUGACUGUGGGGUGUACUCCCAGCUCUGUGGGGAAACAGGCGUGUGUGAGCGCUGCGAGGCGGCUCUACACGCCAGGACCUCUUCCUCCUCAUCAUCAGUCUGCAGACACUUGGUGAAGUCCCACAGCUGCCCUACCCUCUCGACUGGUGCGGCAGCGGGCCAGCGUACGGAGGGCUACUGGGCAGACAGCGGCACUCUCUCUGCCCAGUCAGAGUACGCUGACGAGGGGGACUCGUUUGUGUCUGACAGUUCCGACCAGGUGCAGGCCUGUGGACGAGCCUGCUUCUGCCAGAGCCGAGGGCUCCCUCUGGUCCACUACACAUACAACAUACCUCGCAUCAAAGACUGAGAAGCUCUUCAGCUGUGUGUGUGUGUGUGUGUGUGUGUGUGUGUGUGUGUGUGUGUGUGUGUGUGUGUGUGUGUGUGUGUGUGUGUGUGUGUGUGUGUGUGUGUGUGUGUGUGUGUGUGUGUGUGUGUGUGUGUGUGUGUGUGUGUGUUGGACACUAUAACAAAAAGAAAAGGUUUGUGAUACUCAACAAAUUAUGUGCAUGUGGGUCCCUGCACACAAAUCAUUCAGGGAGCACUUCUUUAAUCACUGUGUGAAACAGACUCAACUGUCACAAAAAGGGAAUCUGGCAUUAAAUUAGACUUCUCUGAGUCUUUUGGCCAACACUUGUUUUGCCCAUCAAGAUUUACAACUGAUUCCUGUGUGUGAUAACACCAAACUGGCUGUCAAAAAUGUAACAUGUAAAAUGUAAUGUUCCACCAGUGCCUGCUUCUUGGUUUAGAGCAAAUUCGCCUGCUUCUUGGUUUAGAGCAAACUCAUUAUCAAGAUGUUACAAGCCUGAAUUCAUCUGUCACAUCUCUUGCUAAGGCAAGGAUCUAUGUGCCAUCCUUUUGUAGGUUCUACCUGUAGCUAGCUAUACGUUUUAUUUUAUUGUCAUUCCCUGGUCUGUCGACUUUAAAGCCUUGCCAUAAUCGCUAUUAAUUUGUAUAUGUAGCAAAUGUAAUCAUAAUCCUCAUUCUAGGGUUGUUUUUCAUAUGAGAAUGUAAAGUAACUGAAAGGAGAAUUGUAUGGCAGCGGCUUUAAAUUAAGGGGUACUGACAAUGUGUUAAAUAGAAUCUGAAAGCUGCAUUUUCAGCCCUCCCAAUGUGAGCCAACUGAAUCUCCAGUCUGAAUCUGUUCAUGUAACUUCACAUGCCCUGUAUUCAUUCCUCAAGAGUACAAGACAAUGACUUAAAUGUUUAUUAUCUUUGACAAUAAGUGUCAACAAUUCUUCCUCGCUAUGAGUGAUAAAGUCUUGGAUGUCACGUGGGAAUGGAAGAGGGCACUGUUUUAACAACAGUCUUCCCAGUUGUUGUGGAGACUUUUAUGACUUUUAUGUUUUGUCUCUUGGACUGAAAAUCAUUUUGUUGAACUGUGCUUUACCCCCAGGAUCGUUCUAAUUUAUUGCUUAAAGAGGAGCAGAAUGUCUGGGCCAUGGACAAGGUUAUUUCAGGUGUCAGGAAGUUGGCUUUGAAAGGUGAAUGCAGCAUGUACCAAGUGCAAGCUAAGCCUCUGGCGCUGAAUGUUGAUGCCACACAAAGGCCUUCAUUUCUGUAUUGUUCUCUGAGACAGAUUGCGUUGUAGUAAAAUAUAUAUAUAUAUAUAUAUAUAUAUAUAUAUAUAUUUUUUUUUAUGGACAUCAUUGGUGCUCACAACCCAUUCAUUUUGAUCAGGAUGCAUACAAUCCUACAGCUCAGCAGUGUAGCCAGUGUAAUGGAUAUCAUGGUAUAUAUUAUAAUAUAAUAACAACAUAUAAUGUAGAUAAUGUUUCACUAUGAAACAUUUUAUUGGAUCACGUGUGACUGUAGGGGAAUAUCUGUUUGAUUUGAGCGUGACUUUGCGUAUGGGGCCUGCACCACACCCUAGGAGCUUGUAUCCACAUGUGUAAUUCAUGCGAGCGCUCAGGAAAUUAGGCAAUGUAGGGAUGCCUUGACUCCCCUCAACAUUUUGUUAAUGUGUCCACAUUAUGAAGCUCAUUGGCUUUUGAAAUUAUAUCACAAAGUUUCUUAUUUUUGUAUGGAUUUGUCAAUGUUUUGACUGAGUGUAAUUUUAACACCAACCAACUGUCCAGAUUGUAUUGGAGAUGUUAGAAGCCCUUAUGUGCAAAUUCCAAAUUGGUGUGUAUUGCUGUCUGUUUAUCCAUAUGUAAAUUAUUUUUGAUAGAAAAAACAAUAAUCAAGAAUGGGAUGCAUUGUCUAACCACGGAAGCUACCUCUUCAACUUUAGUGGCUACCAGCAGUGCUUUGUAAGGUGUGUGUUCUUAUGCUAUUGAUAUUUUGUUAUUUUGGUUUGAACUGUAGGCUUUGUUUGUAAAUACAUCUGGUUGUACAGCAUCACUGAAUUUAAGUCACGACUUUAGUUGAUGCCAAUUGUGGGAGGAAUGUACAGUAUGUACUGUAUACUGGGAUUUUUGUAAACCAAAAUAUAUAAAACCAGUUGCUUAAAAAAGACUGUUUUACGUACAAGA
This is a messenger RNA of Salvelinus fontinalis (brook trout), 5701 nucleotides long. Its product is annotated as leucine-rich repeat-containing G-protein coupled receptor 4-like. NCBI's taxonomy places the organism in Eukaryota, Metazoa, Chordata, Actinopteri, Salmoniformes, Salmonidae. Gene Ontology annotation, cellular component: membrane. Gene Ontology annotation, molecular function: G protein-coupled receptor activity; protein-hormone receptor activity; protein binding. Gene Ontology annotation, biological process: G protein-coupled receptor signaling pathway. The transcript is spliced from 18 exons. The coding region runs from base 655 to 3537 and encodes 960 amino acids. The record is from RefSeq and is a predicted model, not a curated record.